Microdochium trichocladiopsis is the source of this 687-nucleotide messenger RNA. RefSeq names its product clathrin light chain. Gene Ontology annotation, cellular component: clathrin coat of coated pit; plasma membrane; clathrin coat of trans-Golgi network vesicle. Gene Ontology annotation, biological process: clathrin coat assembly; clathrin-dependent endocytosis; intracellular protein transport. Gene Ontology annotation, molecular function: structural molecule activity; clathrin heavy chain binding. Bases 1 to 687 code for a protein of 228 amino acids. Lineage: Eukaryota; Fungi; Ascomycota; Sordariomycetes; Xylariales; Microdochiaceae. The transcript is spliced from 3 exons. The record is from RefSeq and is a predicted model, not a curated record.
AUGGCGGACCGGUUUCCGUCAUUGGACGACUUCGAUUCAGGAGCGCAAACCGAUGUCAGGGACGUCGGCGAUGCCGAUGACUUCCUCGCCCGCGAGCGCGCCCUUCUGGGAGACGAUGCGACACAAUUCACAACCAACGACGACGACCUGUUAGGAGGAGGUGAUGGAGCCGGCGAGGACAACACCGAUGCGGCCCAAUUCCAGAGCAGCUUUCCAGACAUCAGCAGCGGCAAUGAGCAAGUUGCCCCGGGGGGUUCCAUCACUGGUCCUUCAGUUCAGUACAACUCUGGCUACGGAGCUUACGCCGAAGAGGAGCAGGAACCCGAAGUGAUCAGAGAAUGGCGUGAGAAGCGGGAUGCUGCCAAUGCUAAGCGCCAAGAACAAUUCGAGCAACAGAAGGCCGAGACCAUCAAGGAGGCGCAGCAGAACAUUGACGACUUCUACGAGAACUACAACAACAAGAAGGAGAAGACCAUCGCCCAGACACGCAAGGACGAGGAGGCUUUCCUGGCGAGCCGUGACGAUACCACCUCGGGAGGCACGAGCUGGGAGCGCAUCUGCAAGCUGGUCGACGUCAGUGGAAAGGGCGCAAAGGGCGGUGCCAGCGGUUCCGGCAAGGAGCGCUUCCGCGAGCUCCUUACUACCCUACGGAAGGAUGAGAAGGCUCCAGGCGCUACCGGCAUCUGA